Meriones unguiculatus (Mongolian gerbil) is the source of this 3576-nucleotide messenger RNA. It is a transcript of the gene Slc35g6, whose product is annotated as solute carrier family 35 member G6. The transcript has 2 exons. The record is from RefSeq and is a predicted model, not a curated record. Lineage: Eukaryota; Metazoa; Chordata; Mammalia; Rodentia; Muridae. The coding region runs from base 2309 to 3373 and encodes 354 amino acids.
AAGAUCCACUCCUGUGUCCUUGCCUAUAAACGCAGAGGCCUUCGUGCGGGCCUCCUGGCGCGACACUGCCGCAGACCAGGCAGAAACCUGAGAAACAGCAAACACAGAAACCAUAUUCCUGAACCACCGUUGAGACAUCCUACAGACUCCCCCCCUGGAGUUGCAAAAUUAAAAACUCUGGAGAGGCCUAGCAUGAUGUUGCUGGGGGGCAGAGGCAGGUGGAUUUCUGUGAGUUGGAGGCCAACCUGCUCUAAGCAGCAAGUUCCAGGUCAGCCAGGGCUACCUAGUGAGAGGUCUCAAAAAACAAAACAAGCCCCACCCCGCACCCCAAAAGAGAACACUUCAGGAGACAAACUCUCAAAAGCCUCCCUGGGGGUGUGAUGGCUCAGGCCUGCACUGGGGCAGCCAAGACAGCUCAAGGCCGUGCUGGCCACUAGCAAGUCCAAGCCACUCAGACCUGACAAGCUACACAGCAGCCCCUUUUCUAAAGAACGACAGCAACAAAACGAACAAAACCCACAGAAACUGAAGCUAAACACGGCACCUGCCCCGAGCCUAUAAUCCCGAGCACUUUGGCAGACAGUGGCAUGAGGACCAAGAGUUCAAGGCCCACAGAGGGCAACAGUGAACUUGAGGCCAGCCUUGUAUCAAACCAAAGAGAAAGCGAGACAGUGAGGGCUAGAGUGAGGGCUCAGUGGUUAAGAGAGAGAACUGUUCUGUCAGAAGACCCAAGGGUUUAUCUCCCAACACCCAGCUGCCGCUCCAGGGGACCGGAUAUUCUUGGCCUCCGCAGGCACCUGCAUUUAUGCACACACUCUUACACAGGUGUCUACACAUACACAUAACUCACUAGAAUAAAUUUUGGGACUGGAGAGGUGGUUCAGCCUGCACACUCAUGCACACACACGCUUGCAUGAACACACACACACACACACACACUCAUCUUUUCUCUUCCAUUUUUGUCUUUGUUUGUUUGAGGCAGGGUCUCACUGUGUAGCCCUGGCUGACCUGGAACUCACUACGCAGAUCAGGUUGUUCUGGAUCCACUUUUGCUCCCAAAUGUUAGGAUUCAAGGCGUGCGCCACGAUGCCUGUCUUCACAGGAAAUUAUUUAAAAAGAACCUGGGGCUACAGAGACGGCUCAGUGGGUAAGAGUGCUGGGCUGACCAUCCAGUCUCAACUCUCAAACUCCACAGGGAGCUUUACAAACAUCUGUGACUCGUUUCAGGGGACCCCACACCCUCUUCUGACCCCCAAGGGCACCAGGCACAUGCACGUGGCUCCCAGACAGGAACACAGGCCACACACUGAUGCGCAUAAGACAGAAUGUAAAAAUAAGAAUAAAAACACAGAGAGAGAAGCAUGAAGGCCUGGGCUUGAGCCCCAGAACUCAAGUAAAAAGGCUGGUCAGGGGGGGCGAUCGUCCAGUGUAAGGCCCCGCGGUGAGAGCUGGAGGAGCCCCAGGAGCACUCAGGCCAGUUACUCUGGCAUUUACAGAAGCACACAAGAAAAAGUGUCAGUCUCAGGCGAGCUGAAGGUGAGGACUGAGCGCCACAGGCUCAAGGUAUCACAUCACGUGCUCACGUGCUCACGUGCACACACACACACACUCACCCAGACAGAAAGGAAGAGAGGAGGCCAUGUAGGGGUCCUGCAGGCUUGUAAUCACAGGGUAGGAGACACGGAGGCAGGGGGACCCCUGGGGUUCUCUGACCAGCCAGCCGAACCUUCAUUGGCAAGGUUUGGCCAAUGAAGACUGUUAAAAAAAAAAAAAAAAAAAUCAGAAGGCAGACACAGCCUGAAGGAAAAUAUGUGAUGUCACCCUCUGGCUUUUAUAUUCAUAGGGACGUGAACACACACAGAGAGAAAUCAAAAAGAAAAAACACAACCCUUGUAAAAUGAGGCAAAACAUAAACCAAAUAAACCAAAAUCUGUUUUAUUACAGAGCUAGAGGGGGAGGGGACAGGAAGGAAGAGAGAAUGAGAAUAAACCUGGAGUCAUAGCAACAAAGAGAGAAGAGAAGCCUGGACUGGUGGGACACACCUCCUAACAUCCUGGUCAAAUAGUGAAUUCCAGAAUAGCCUGGCCUACAGAACGAGCUUGCCUCUUUCUCCUCUCACCCUCAGAACUCAUCCCAAACUAAAAUCCAGAAAAGCAAACCAACCCCCAAAAUAAACAAAAAACAAAACAACAACCAAAAGAAAAGAAAAGAAAAAAAAAAAACAGAAUUGGAAUUAAUGAGAAAAUAGUCCCUGCCCCCUCAGGAAGGUUCCAGGGAAGAACCUUACCCCCACUCCAACCAAGUCACAAUGGUCGGAGCUCUGAAGGGGAUCAGGCAACCAGACCCAGGAGGAGAUGGGGAAGGCCAAGAAGAGACGAAGACCCGUCCUCCCUAUUUCACCUGGCCAUUGCUGUCCUCCACUCCAGCCGGCCUCCCCUCGAGCCAUCACCAGCGUUGCGGGCCCUCUGAUGCCACCAAGGGCCUGUUUGUGGCCCUGCUCGGUGGAGGCCUGUCUGCUGGCUUCGUGGGCCCGUUCUCCAGAAUGGCCUACCAGUCCUCCCACUUGCCCUCGCUGGAGCUGCUCAUCUUCCGAUGCCUCUUCCAUCUCCCCAUCGCCUUGCUACUCAAGUUCCGAGGGGAUCCGCUGCUGGGGCCUCCUGACGUCCGGGUUCGGGCCUUCCUUCACGCCGUUCUCAACGUCCUCAGCAUCGGCUGCGCCUACAGCGCGGUUCAGGUGGUGCCGGCCGGCAACGCGGUCACUGUUCGCAAAGGUUCUUCCACCGUGUGCUCGGCCCUCCUUGCGCUCUGCCUGGAGAGCCAGGGCCUCAGCGGCUACGCCUGGUGUGGCCUCUUUGGCAGCACCCUCGGGCUAAUCAUCAUUGUGGGACCUGGACUAGAAACAUUGCAAGAGGGGACUACUGGGCUCUAUAUGGCCCUGGGCUACAUCCUGGCCUUCCUGGGAGGGCUGGCUCUGUCACUGGGGCUGCAGGUUUACCGGUCUCUUCGCUUCCCCUCCUGCCUACCAACCGUGGCCUUCCUGUUCGGCCUGGUGGGAAUAAUCGUCUCUGUACCGGGCCUCUUUGUGCUGCAGACGCCGGUGAUCCCGCGGGACGUGCUGAGCUGGAGCUGUGUGGUGGCCGUGGGGCUCCUGGCACUGGUGUCCUUCAUCUGUGUGAGCUAUGCGGUCACGAAGGCCCACCCCGCCCUGGUGUGUGCCGUGCUGCACUCUGAGGUGGUGGUGGCUCUGAUGCUGCAGUACUAUGUCCUCUAUGAAGCUGUGGCGCCCACCGACAUCAUGGGGGCCGGGGUCGUCCUGGGCAGCAUUGCCAUCAUCACUGCCCAGGACCUCAGCUGCCAGAAGAAAGGGCAGUGAAGCGGACCGGAGAGCCUGGGGAGGGGGGCGGGGGUAGACAGAAGGAGAGACUGGAAGGCCUGGACAGGAACUGGGGUGCGGGGCCGGUGAGAGGGCUCAGCAGGUAAAGGCUAGUGCUACCAAGCCUGAUCUCACAUGGUAGAUGGAGACAACCAGCUUCUGCAAAUUAUCUGCCCUGCGUGUGUGUGCUCUGGCAUGCUCAC